ACUGAAAAAAAUUAAAGAAAUAAAAAACAAAUUACGGAAAUUGCCGAAAAAUACUUUCACUUCUCAUGUACGGUUAUCAAAAGGUUGCCAAACGAAGAAGUAACUGUUGAGAGGAAGCAUUUAACGUUAAACUAAAAAUAACAUCAACAACGAAAUAAAAUCAAAAAGCAAACGUGGUAAGGUGUGACUUUGCAGCAGUUGCAAAGACCUAUUUACGGUAAUUAAGUUUGGGCGGGUAUAUAGAAGCUUAUGUCGUCUGAGCUCCCUGUUACUAUGACAUCUACUGCUGCAAAAUCAUUGAAAAUGAGUCCCACUAAAUCAGAAACAACUCAGAAAUCUAGUGGCAUUGGAACUAAGAUGGAAUCGUUGUUGAAAGAAGUUUACCGAAUGCACAAGGAAGUUGUUAGAUCAUCCAGCAAAGUAUGGAAAGAUAAGUUUGUUAAGAUGAAGAGAAUAAAAAACAAAAUUUCAGAAUCAAGGAAAUCCCUCCAAAAGGAAAUUGCUGCAUUAGAAGAGAAGAAUAAAUCAUUAAAAGAAGCCCAGAAAUCUUACUUAAAACUCAAUGGAACUUGUAAGAACUGUGAAUAUCUUCAACUUAAAUUAACUACCUUCAGGAACUCCUUUCAAAAGAUCUUUGAAGAAAAACAUGAAUUAAUACAACACUUGAAUAACCAAUUGGCUGCAACUUGUAGGGACCAGUCUUUUGACAGUUCUUCUACUAAGCAGGGCCUUGAAGAUGAAAAACGUAAUUGUUUAAAGUUGAAAUCCUUACAGAGGAAGGUUGUCAGUUCACAGGAAGAGGGUAACAAAUUUUUGCAAGCUGUCGACAGCAACUGCAGUAACCAGGAAUAUGGCAAAAACUUUGUUCUAGACUCAGAUGUUCAAACUGUUGGAAAAGUUUCCUUAUCCCCAGAGGAGACUCUGUGUUCUGAAAGUUUCUUAUUUUCUGACUGUAGUUAUGGAUCAGGUUGUGAUGCUACUGACAAUAAAAAUACAGAUUUAGAUGGUCAGAUGUUAUACACUUGUGCAUAUUCAAAUUCAGUAAAAAACACUGAAAACAUUAAUAAUCUUUGUCAAACUAAUUUGGAAGAAGAUGGCUUAGAGCUUAGUCCCAAACAGGAGGUUACAAGACCAGUUUCUUUAGCAUUUACCUCAAAUAAAAAACUAGUUUCUUCUAAGACUCCAGAUAUGUCAUCUUUUCUAAUAGCUUCUCCAAUAAUUGAUGGUCCUAAGAACAUUGAAGAGAAUCAAACAGAAGCUGAUUUAUCAACAAACUCUCCAAAACCUAAAAAGAGAAGAACUGUGAGAAAUCUGUCUCCAUUUCAGAUAGUCAGUCAAAAUGCUCUGAAGGUCAGUACAUCUAAAAGUCAGUCUUGUAGAUUAAUGAAAGAAAGUAAAAGGAAACAAAAAAUUUAUGUGAAAGAAAAUUGUCUUCCAAAUCCCUUUUCUCCAGUAGAUCCUGAUAAAACAGUACCACCAGAAAAUUGGAACACUACAACUGUUAUGCAACCUUCUGAAAUGAAUGAUGUGUUAACAGAAGGUUCCUCAGAACAUGCUGGUGUUAAAAAUAGGUCAAGAAAUAAUGGAAUUAGGGUUGUUAAGGAACUUGUAACUGAUUCCUUGCAUAAUGGUAGUUUAGCUCCAAGCAUGUGUAUGACAGAAUUUCUUUUGGAGAAUGAUGAACCAACCAAUAAUAAACCAGAAAUUGCAUCUAAGAAAUUUGGUCCCACAAAAACAAGACACAUUGAAGAACCUUUGAUUAUAGUUCCAAGUGAUAGCUAUAAGUUUGAGGAUGGUAAACCAGAAGAAGUGCUAAUCAGAGAUAAAAAUCAUGUUUCUGAGGAAAGCAACACCCAAGAUAAUGAUUGUUCCAUAACUGAUAGCUUUGACAGGUGUCCUUGGAAGAAGAAAGACUAUCCCUAUGCCUAUGAUACUGUGGUUCGUAAGAAGCAUGACAGAAGACUGUUAAAUGGAUAUACAUGUCAAGAAUGUGUUGAAUAUUACAAAACAAAAGGUCUCUCUGCUGAGGAAAUUAGCAAACAGAUUGGAGAUUGUUCAAAACACCGAGCAAAAUACAAACCUCCCAACACACCAGAACAUUUUUGGUCUGUUGGAUUUCCUGAUACAGAAGAAUGUGAAAAAAGAGGGUACUUUACAACAGAAAGCAAACCAUCUAAAGGCAAAAACCAUAAAAAAGAAACAGAUGUCAAGGAAAAGAAUGAUGAAUACAGAAUGACACAACUGUUGAAUUAUUUAGAUUCGUCUGGAAGUGAAGAAGAUGAUUAAAACACUUUUCACCAUUCCACUUGGAGAGAUUUUAUAUAUAUAUAUAUAUAUAUAUACAUACAUACACACAUAUACAUACAUACAUGUGUACACACACACAUGUACAUAUAUCAGUAGGUGCAUGUAUGUGAAUGCAGAAUAGGAAUUUCAUAAUUUUCACAAUGUCUCUGUAUGUUCGUGUGUGUGUGUGUAAUGGUUAAAUGACUUUUAUCAUAUAAUUGUGUAUGAGUGAGUGACUUCAUCCCCCCCCCCCCAUGUGUACUGGUUUUUAAACAAUAGCUUCUUGCUAGAUAGGCUGAGAGUUUAUUAUCUCACUUUCAGCUUCCUCUCAUCUGACCACUCCAAGCAUGUAUAAUUCCCUACUGUAAAUAGCAGCAAUGUUGUUGAAUUAAUAAAGGAUUCUGUGCAGAAUUCAAUUUCUUUUGUGUCAAAGCUAUAUAUGGAAAAUAUUUCUCUCUCAUCUGUUUAAUGCUGCUGAAAGCAGCGAUAAAUAUGAACCUUAUUAGCUAACAUUCAGCUUAACACAGCGAAACUAUGUUCUAUUACUGAAGUAGUGGCCAUCAUUAUAAAAUUUACAAGUUGU
Octopus sinensis (East Asian common octopus) is the source of this 2869-nucleotide messenger RNA. RefSeq lists its product as uncharacterized. Lineage: Eukaryota; Metazoa; Mollusca; Cephalopoda; Octopoda; Octopodidae. Bases 250 to 2286 code for a protein of 678 amino acids. Gene Ontology annotation, molecular function: double-strand/single-strand DNA junction binding; double-stranded DNA binding; single-stranded DNA binding. Gene Ontology annotation, cellular component: site of double-strand break. The transcript has 12 exons. Gene Ontology annotation, biological process: DNA double-strand break processing involved in repair via single-strand annealing; double-strand break repair via homologous recombination. The record is from RefSeq and is a predicted model, not a curated record.